AGUCAGGAGUCCCCGCUGGACGUGGACCGGCCGGUGAGGAUGAUAAAGACGGAGAAGACGCUGCACCUGAGGAGCUGCCGCGGCCGGACGGUGCGGGUCGUCCGGGAGCACUACCUCCGGGAGCGGGUGCCCUGCUGCAGCGCGCUGUGCCAGGCGGACUGUGACAACGGUGCCAAGGUGCUGCCCGGAGAUCUGACCCACUACGUGGUGCCGGACGCCGAGGUGGUGGCCGACUACCUGGAGAUCCUGGAGUUCAGAGAGCUGCAGGGCAUCGUGUUCACUCAGACGGCCUGCCAGGCGCUACAGAGCAAAGGACGCAGGUAUUACAACCGGCUGCGGAGCCUCGUCAAAGACCCUCGACACGACUGUGUGCUGUUUGCCAACGAGUUCCAGGAGUACUCGUACUGUCCUCGGGAGAAGGGCGAGACCCAGGACCAGUGGAUGACCAGGUGUGUGUACUCGGCCGCCGUGUGGUACUACAACCACCUGGCAGGUGUGAUGAACAUCGUGAUGAUCACGGAGGACCAGGACGCCGUGGCCCGAUACAGCAGCCUCAACUCGGGAGUGUUCGUCAUCUCCGUACAGGAGUAUUUGCAGAGCUUCUGGCCGGACCUGAAGGCGGCUCAUGAGCUGUACAGCUCCAUCUCUCAGGUUCUCCAGGAGAAGGAGGGAGAAGACUCUGAGAAGGAGUUCACCGAACAUCUACCUGCUGAAGUCCUGGAGGCCGGGAUCAAGUCUGGACGCUACAUCCAGGGCACCCUGAACGUGAGCAAACACCGAGCGCAGAACGAAGCCUCCAUCAUGACGGAGGGUUUGUCCACCAAGAACGCAGACCUGAGCUCCGGCGUGUUGGUGUUCGGCGGCAAGAACCGGAACCGAGCCGUGCACGGCGACGUGGUGGUGGUGGAGCUGCUGCCGAAGAGCGAGUGGAGGGGGAAGACGACGGCGCUGAGCGAAGGACAAGCAGACGAGAAGAGCGAGGACGAGGCGAGCAGGCCGAUGCCCACAGGCCGUGUGGUGGGCGUCCUGCAGAGGAACUGGAGGGACUACGUGGUCACGUUCCCCACCAGAGACGGGACUCAGUCUCAGAGCAGGAACUCUCAGCGGAUCCUGGCCAUCCCGUGGGACCGCCGCAUCCCCAAGAUCCGCAUCAGCACUCAGCAGGCCGACGCCCUGCAGGACCACAGGGUGGUGGUCCGCAUCGACUCCUGGGAGAGCACCUCGCUGUAUCCCAACGGACACAGCGUCCGGGUCCUGGGCCGAGCCGGGGAGCUGGAGACGGAGGUCCAGACCAUCCUGAUGGAGAACUGCAUCCACGUCCCUCCGUUCUCGGACGCUCAGCUGAGGGAGAUGCCGGUGAACUCUCCCGAGAAGCCGUGGACGGUGGACUCGGAGCAGGCGGGGCGGCGGCGGGACCUCCGGGACACUCACCUGGUGUUCAGCAUCGACCCGCGGGGCUGCGAGGACGUCGACGACACGCUGUCGGUGCGACGCCUCGCCGGCGGGGAGCUGCUGGAGCUCGGCGUCCACAUCGCCGACGUCACGCACUUCGUGGCUGAAGGUUCGCUCACGGACCUGGAGGCUCGGACGAGGGCGACCACCUACUACCUGGCCGACCGGCGCUACGACAUGCUGCCCGCGGUCCUCAGUGCGGACCUGUGCUCGCUGCUGGGGGGAGUCGACAGGUACGCCAUGAGCGUCAUGUGGGAGCUGGACGCCCGGACUCUGGCCGUCAACAAGGUGUGGUUCGGCCGCACGCUGAUCCGCUCCUCCUACCAGCUGCACUACGAGCUCGCCCAGGCGCUGCUCAACGGCGACCCGGCCGACGUCCCGGAGCUGGCCGAGCUCGGCUCAGAGGAGAAGGACGCCAGGCUGGCAGAACUCACACAGGCUCUGGAGCUGCUCACCCAUGUGGCCCGACACCUGAGAGCUCAGCGGGACCGAGGAGGAGCUCUGGAGCUGGAGGGGGUGGAGGUUCGUGCUCAGCUGGACGAGGACAGAAACAUCACCGCUCUGGUUCCUCGUCAGCCGCUGGAGGUCCAUGAGACGGUGGCUGAGUGUAUGAUCUACGCCAACCACUGGGUGGCGCGCAAGAUCCAGGAAACGUUCCCGUAUCAGGCCCUGCUGAGGCGACACCCGCCGCCUCGACAGGAGCUGUUCAGCCAGCUGGUGGACACCGCCGAGGCCCGAGGCUUCACCGUCGAUACCAGGACCAACAAGGCUUUGGCCGACUCUCUGGACCGAGCCGUGGACCUCGAGGACCCGCUGGUGAACCGGCUGCUCAGGAUGAUGGCCACCCAGGCCAUGUCCCAGGCCGUCUACUUCUCCACUGGUGCCCAGCCUCAGGACCAGUACUACCAUUACGGUCUGGCUCUGGACCGCUACACUCACUUCACCUCUCCGAUCCGUCGCUACGCCGACAUCAUCGUGCACCGCCUCCUGACUGCCGCCAUCGCCGUGGACGCGGGGGCGGAGUCUAAAGCGCCGGCCAACAACAAGGAAGUGGAGGAGACGGCGCACCACAUCAACAACAGGAACAGGGCGGCCCAGAGAGCCCAGAACUUGUCCACGGCUCUGUUCCAGUGUCUCUACUUCAAAGAGAAAGACCCUCAGACGGACCCUCGCUGCGUUGCCGACGCCGUCGUCUACGCCAUCCGAGACAACGGCGUGCUGGUGUUCGUCCCAGAGUACGGGCUGAAGGGCCCGGUCUACCUGAGGAACAGGGAGGGCCAGGUGGCGGCGCCGGGGCCAGACGGCGGCUGUGAUUGGCAGAGCGGCUCCGUACGGCGGCACCAGGACCAGAUCACCGUCUCCUCCGCCGGCGGCAGCGCCACCUUCAGGCUGUUCGACCACAUCACCGUUCGGAUCUCGGUCCACUCCACCAGCUGCCACGCCGACACCCUGAACCUGGAGCUGCUCCAGAACCGGCCUCAUCACAGUGCUGAGGCCCAGCAGGACGGCCCGGGUCGGGGCCGAGGCCAGCUGGUGCAGGAGGUGGUCCGGCUGGCCGAGGAGGCCCAGCAGAGGGAGGCCCGGCCCAGGCUGUCCAGGGAGGAGCGCGAGUUCAGCCAGAGCAGAACCCCCAACCUGUACUCGCUGCUGGAGGAGGUGAGGGAGCUGGCGCUGAUGGACCCGGACCGGCUCGCUCAGCUCUGCAUGACGACAGCAUAAGAGACGAGUCCAGAACACGGGACGGACACGUGUGACGCCUCAGGGAAGCAAACACUGACAUGAACCUGAACCAGGUUCUGUUUUAAUCCAGUUCACUUUUAAAGCUGCUCGUUAACAGAAAGAUCCACAAAAACCAACCAGAUGAAAUUCAUGAAACUUACUGUAGAUGUGGAGCCUAAACACAGUCAGAACAUUUCAACUGGACUUUCUUUAGAACUGAACGAUGAAGGUCUGUUCUGAGCGGGUUCUAGUUGUAGCAGCUGAUUUCAGAAAUUCAGAAGUUUGAGCAUCAAAACAUUAAUUUCUUGCAUUUUGGUGAAUUUUUAUCAACAUUAAAUUAUGAAUUUGUGCCUUUUCUGCAUUAAUUUAUAGUUUAAAGUCUUUAAUUGUGUAAAAUCAAGCUCAAGAUUGUGGCUAAUCUGAACCGGUUUCUUCAUUUUAAGUGUUAGACGCGAAUGUAUUUCAGUAACGAGCUCAGUAACGAUGCUGCCUGGUUGUAAAUUACAGAUAAAAUUGUGCUUUUCUGACCAUCUUAAAGUGUGUCAAUGAAAAGACUGUCGAGAAGUUCUGUUUGCAAGGAUUGUUUUUUAUUGUUGGACAUUUUGUAAGAAACACAGUUUGGACAUUUCUCUGGUUCAUCAAUUAAAACAUUUAAAGUCA
Messenger RNA from Stegastes partitus (bicolor damselfish), 3831 nucleotides. RefSeq names its product DIS3 like exosome 3'-5' exoribonuclease (gene dis3l). Gene Ontology annotation, cellular component: cytoplasmic exosome (RNase complex). Bases 40 to 3171 code for a protein of 1043 amino acids. NCBI's taxonomy places the organism in Eukaryota, Metazoa, Chordata, Actinopteri, Pomacentridae. Gene Ontology annotation, molecular function: 3'-5'-RNA exonuclease activity; RNA binding. Gene Ontology annotation, biological process: mRNA catabolic process; rRNA catabolic process. The transcript is spliced from 18 exons. The record is from RefSeq and is a predicted model, not a curated record.